Molecule: messenger RNA, 2061 nt
Organism: Anastrepha obliqua
Lineage: Eukaryota; Metazoa; Arthropoda; Insecta; Diptera; Tephritidae
Product: calcium/calmodulin-dependent protein kinase type 1-like
Exons: 10
Coding region: 16-1296 (426 amino acids)
Biological process (GO): protein phosphorylation
Molecular function (GO): ATP binding; calcium/calmodulin-dependent protein kinase activity; calmodulin binding
Source: RefSeq, a predicted model, not a curated record
GGUGCGGCACGCUUUAUGGGGAAGCUCCGAAACAAACGACCGAGUGGAGCAUUUUCUGAAGUGCGGCUGGCUGAAAGCAAAGAAAAUCCUGGAGAACAUUUUGCAGUUAAAAUUAUCGAUAAGAAAGCGCUGAAAGGGAAGGAAGAAUCACUUGAAAAUGAAAUUCGGGUACUUAGGCGGUUCAGUGCCAAUGAUCCCAAUAGCGGACCUCGGUUAACGCAUCCCAACAUCGUACAACUCUUGGAGACAUUUGAAGACAAAUCGAAAGUUUAUUUGGUAAUGGAAUUAGUAACUGGUGGCGAACUAUUUGAUCGCAUUGUUGAAAAAGGCUCAUAUACCGAAAAAGAUGCGUCCGGUCUUAUAAGACAAAUUUUAGAAGCUGUCGACUAUAUGCAUGAGCAAGGUGUCGUCCACAGAGAUCUGAAGCCAGAAAAUCUUCUUUACUAUAGCCCAGAUGACGGUAGUAAAAUAAUGAUAAGUGAUUUCGGGUUGUCAAAAAUGGAAGAUUCUGGUAUUAUGGCUACAGCAUGUGGCACACCUGGUUACGUGGCACCGGAAGUUUUGGCACAAAAGCCGUAUGGAAAAGCUGUGGAUGUGUGGAGCAUAGGAGUUAUAUCAUAUAUAUUACUCUGUGGUUAUCCACCGUUUUACGAUGAAAAUGACGCCAACUUAUUUGCUCAAAUUUUAAGAGGUGAAUUCGAGUUUGAUUCGCCGUAUUGGGACGAAAUAAGCGAAUCGGCAAAACAUUUUAUACAAAAUUUAAUGUGCGUUAAUGUAGAAAAACGUUACACCUGCAAACAAGCUUUGGCACAUCCUUGGAUUUCCGGUAAUGCUGCGAGCAGUAAAAAUAUUCAUGGCACAGUCUCAGAGCAACUUAAGAAGAACUUCGCUAAGUCACGCUGGAAGCAAGCAUACUAUGCCGCCACCGUCAUUCGACAAAUGCAACGUAUGGCGUUAAGUAGUAACAGUAGUAAAAGUAAUCUAAUACCAACGGAGAGUAGACAAGUAGGCAGUAGUAGUUGUGUGAGUCCUGCAUUAAGUGAAACUCUUAGCAGCUGUAACGCCGAGGGGGUAGGCUGUACAAAUACCACUAGCACAACCAAUAUCAGCUGCUGUUUGAAGUCGGGUCAACCGACGAUGGCCUCAAAUGAAAACAAACUAGCCACCAUAGCAGGAAUGGAUGACCAACAAACGGAAAAAGAUUAUGAAAAAGUUAUGGAUCGGCCCAGCAGUAGUAAAGGCAACUCGCCUGCUUGUGUAAAUGGUAGAGAACAAAACAAUUUCAGAACGAUUUAAGGAACGAUUUCAUUCACAAACCUAUAAUAUAAAGAGGAAUUGCAAAAUGUGUUGGUAAGCGCAUAACUCAAUAACGCAUGGGCCGAUCUUAACAAUUCUUUUUUUAAAAGGUUCCUUGAAGUCCAAGGAUGACUUUUACGGAAAAUAAUUUCCGGGAAACCCCUAAAACAGCCCUUUUCUUUUUCCCAUAUAAAUAUGGCGCGUUCGUGUGUGUGCGUGUUCGCGUUGGAGGAUCUAAUGCGUUCACACAAAAGUGAUAAUAUCGUGAACUCGACCAAAUUGAAAAGUCAAAAAAUGUAAGAGCUAUAGAUUUGAUUAGCCUCGCAAUAUUCUUUCUUUUGUUUUAGUUUCAGAACGAGUUAAGGAAUAAUUUCAUUCACAAAUAAUAAAUAGUUAAGUAAAUUCUAAGAAUAAUCAUGCAGUGCUGAACAAAUCCAAACAUAUUUUAAGAAUACCAAAAGAUAAACAUACAUAUGUAUUUUAAGAAUAACAAAAGACAAACAUAUUUUAAGAAGAAGAAGAUAAACAUAUGUUAAGGAUAACAAAAGACAAACAUUAUUAAUUAAUCUAAAAAACCUAUGUUUUUCACAUGGUCAAUUGUAUGUUGCCUGUUCCCGUGUUGGAAAACCAUCAGAUUUGUUUGUAUAUACACCAGGUAAUCAAACAAAAACAUUGUAUAUCAUAAAGCGCUACAAUAAAAAUAAAACAGAUUUUUGUUAAUAAUUAUGAUUCACUUGAUUUACAAUAAAGCGAUUACUGAAAAUA